AUGAUUGGCGCACUUCUUCUUCUUGCUCUUCCAGCGUACGCCGACUGGCAGUACCGCAGUCGGCCAGACCUGUCUCCUCCCAAAUUAAACAUCACCAUUUACGACGCAGAAAAGGUGUCUCCCGAAUACCUGUUUGUUGCUCCGUUCACGGGGGCCCCUGGAAACACGUUCCACAAACCCCGUCAGUCUGCUCCGUACAUUUUCACCAGCGAUGGCGAGCUGGUCUGGUCGGGAUACGGCACGUUUGGUACCUGGAAUGCCAAUUUCCAGGCCGCCAGAUACAACGACGAUGACGUCCUUUUCAGCUUUGAGGGUGACCACAACGCUGCCUAUGGCCACGGACACGGACACCAUACGGUGUUGAACAGCAAUUACGAUCUGGUCAAGGAAGUCAGGGCCGGAAACCACAAGAUUACCGACAAGCACGAGUUUCACAUCAAGGACGAGAAAACUGCCUUGCUCGAGAUCUACCAGCCGGUGCCUCGCAACCUUGCCGAAUUUGGUGGCUCUGACGAGCAGCAAUGGAUCAUCAACGCAAUUUUCCAGGAACUCGACCUUGACACCGGACAGGUUCUGUUUGAAUGGGCCUCUUUGGACCAUGUUUCGCCGGCCGAGUCUGUGCUUCCGCUGAACGAGGGAGAAGCCGGGUCUGGAUACAACUCCAGCGACGCGUGGGACUAUUUUCACAUCAACUCGGUCGACAAGGACGACAACGGCGACUAUUUGCUCUCGGCACGCGACGCCGCCUCUUUGUACAAGAUUGACGGAAAAACCGGCAAAGUUCUGUGGAAGCUAGGUGGCAUUCCUGGAGUCACCAGUUCUAGUUUCAAGAGCGUGGGCGAUUUCAAGUUCGGGUUCCAGCACCAUGCCCGGUACGUCUGGACGUCUGAGGACGGAAAAAAGCAGAUCAUCUCGUUUUUCGAUAACUCGGCCCACGGCACAGAAGACAAGGACGGUAGCCAGGUCCAUUUGAACAAAAUUUCGAGCGGAAAAAUUGUCGAGGUCGACACCGAAAAAUGGGAGGCCAAGCUUCUAAGAAAUUAUCCUGCUCCAUACGGCAUUCGGGCCAAAUCUCAGGGCUCUACGCAUCUGCUAAAAUCGGGCAACGUUCUGGUCAACUGGGGCUCCGAGGGAAGUGUCACUGAGUACACCGCAGAUGGAGAAAUAACUUUUCACGCUUUCCUGGACUCGGGUGAAUUUUCCGAUAAGGUCCAAAACUACAGAGCUUUCAAGUUUGACUGGCAUGGUUACCCUUCGGAGUCUGUUGCUGUGCUUUCUGAGAUCACCGACGACGACGAGACGGUCAUUUAUGUUUCGUGGAACGGCGACACGGAGACCAAAAAAUGGAGGUUCCAUGCCGUGGACAAUGGUAGCAAGAAACUGCUCGGCGAAACAGACAGAACUGGGUUCGAGACUAGACUGAAGAUUAACAAGCCUGUUGAGCGGGUUUAUGUGGAGGCGAUUGACGAGUCUGGAAAUGUCCUGGCAUCAUCCGACGAUGUUUCUUCGGUUGAGCAAGUGCUACCAGCAGAGAAAAAAUUCGACUCCAAAAUAUUGCCUCCAAAACUCAACUAUUUCCAAUGGAGACUCCAGAGAGGUAAUUAA
Messenger RNA from Ogataea angusta, 1605 nucleotides. RefSeq lists its product as uncharacterized. The record is from RefSeq and is a predicted model, not a curated record. The transcript has a single exon. The coding region runs from base 1 to 1605 and encodes 534 amino acids. Lineage: Eukaryota; Fungi; Ascomycota; Pichiomycetes; Pichiales; Pichiaceae.